AUGAUUAACCACACCUAUCCCAAUGGCGAUGAAUCCCAAACUCAGAACCCUGAUCCCUCGGCCAGGAUUCGCAAUUCGCCCCCACUCCAGUAUAUUGCGAACACACGCUACCCUCAGAAUAUGGAUUCAGCCCUUCACCGAACCGCUGCCCCCAGGACGGUUCUGAGCCUAUCAAAAAUCAAUAACUUGCUUCAGCUCUCCGAGUGGGAAGUAAAUACGCCGGACGACGAGCUUCCCGUAAGCUUUAUCUGGUAUACUAUCGAGUGGAAGGUCAAAGCGCAUAGUUCGGUUGCCCUAGCGUUUUAA
Penicillium verhagenii is the source of this 306-nucleotide messenger RNA. RefSeq lists its product as uncharacterized. The coding region runs from base 1 to 306 and encodes 101 amino acids. The record is from RefSeq and is a predicted model, not a curated record. The transcript has a single exon. Lineage: Eukaryota; Fungi; Ascomycota; Eurotiomycetes; Eurotiales; Aspergillaceae.